CCACACGCCCAGUUGGUGCUCAUGAGUUCCUGCAGGCUACCUGGCUGCGGUUACAGCAAACUAAUAUCAGUCAUCAUCAUGCUGACGGGACCUGCGAGGUUUGACUUUCAGGAACGCGCUUUCCCCGCUUACUUCUGGCCUUUACGCAUACGAGGAUAACGCGCUCUAUCGUCAUGGAAGUUAAACGCAGAGGCACACCUGUAUCCAGCGAGGCUUUCACAUAUGUUAGUCCAGUUGUGAAGUACCUGCUGUUUAUUUUUAAUUUUAUUUUCUGGAUAAUCUCUCUGGUGAUGGUUUCGAUCGGCGUGUUCGCCCGCCUGACAAAGCAUGCUGAAACCGCUCUGGCUUGUUUGUCAGUGGAUCCUGCCAUGAUGCUGAUGGUUGUGGGAGUCUUGAUGUUCAUUAUCACCUUCUGCGGCUGCGUGGGCUCCUUACGAGAAAACAUCUGCCUCCUGCAAACAUUCUGCAUUUCUCUGAUAGCUAUCUUCAUGCUGCAGCUUGCUGCUGGAAUUAUGGGCUUCAUAUUCUCAGAUAAGGCAAGAUAUAAAGUAACUGAAAUGGUCAACAAUGCCAUCGUCCACUACAGAGAUGACAUUGAUCUACAGAACCUCAUUGACUUUGGCCAGAAAGAGUUUGGGUGCUGUGGGGGUGUGACGUACACCGACUGGUCUCGGAACCUGUACUUCAACUGCAGCAAGGACAACCCGAGCCGAGAGCGCUGCUCUGUCCCUUUCUCCUGCUGCAUCAUGUCCAAAGAUCAGGAGGUAAUAAACACCAUGUGUGGCCAGGGCAUGCAAGAGCAUGAGUACCUGGAAGCUGGAAACCACAUCCACACUAACGGCUGCAUUGAUAAACUGGUAGACUGGAUCCACAGCAACAUGUUCAUACUGGGAGGCGUGGCUUUGGGACUAGCUACACCACAGCUGGUCGGCAUCCUUUUGUCUCAGAUCCUGAUAAAUCAGAUCAAAGACCAAAUCGAGCUGCAAAACUACAACCAGAAGCAUCGGUCUGACCCAUGGAGCUGAUCCAGGACCAGAUUCUCACUUCUCUUGGUCCUACAGGAUUCUAGAAGAAAACACACUGCCUGCCCAGAGACAAGUUUUAAGACUCGAAGCAUAACUGCCACCUGCUGGAAAGGGACCAGACUUGCAUUUCCCAAACAUCAGUUAUGCAACUCGGGGUUGUUGUUUUUUUGUACUCAUAAAUGCCAAGAGUAUAAAAAGAUGUACAGUAUUCCUUCAGUUAUUGUAAUCAAAUGAAACGGGAUUUUAUCCUUAAUAUAUUUUGUAGAACUCUUUUUUUUUAAUUAAACAACUAAAAGUACUCAGUCACCACAUAGAUGCUGCCACCAUUCUUUGGGGAAUUUAUCCAAUAAUGUGUUUGUUUAUCUUUGUAUCAAAGUUUCUAACCACUUCGCUUUUAUUUUCCCUCUGUUAAGAAGUCUGCUUUUCACACUAAACCUGCAGACCUGAUGCAUGAGAAUUGUAGUAGAGCUGCUGAUCAGCCUCUGAGCUGGAAAUGGAGACUAAAGAGACCUCGUGAGGGAUGGGGACGACUAGUUACAUAGUAUUGAUGCAGCAUUUAACUGCUUCUGUUUGGCUUGUUUGAAAUAAAAAUAAUAAAGCUGUAAAUGACA
This is a messenger RNA of Nothobranchius furzeri (turquoise killifish), 1636 nucleotides long. It is a transcript of the gene tspan33a, whose product is annotated as tetraspanin 33a. Gene Ontology annotation, cellular component: plasma membrane. The record is from RefSeq and is a predicted model, not a curated record. Lineage: Eukaryota; Metazoa; Chordata; Actinopteri; Cyprinodontiformes; Nothobranchiidae.